This is a messenger RNA of Manduca sexta (tobacco hornworm), 670 nucleotides long. It is a transcript of the gene PBAN, whose product is annotated as PBAN-type neuropeptides. Gene Ontology annotation, biological process: neuropeptide signaling pathway; pheromone biosynthetic process. The transcript is spliced from 6 exons. Bases 11 to 592 code for a protein of 193 amino acids. NCBI's taxonomy places the organism in Eukaryota, Metazoa, Arthropoda, Insecta, Lepidoptera, Sphingidae. The record is from RefSeq and is a predicted model, not a curated record. Gene Ontology annotation, molecular function: neuropeptide hormone activity.
CAACAUCAACAUGUCGCAAAUACUUAUUGAAUUCAUCGCUUUAUGUUUGAUCUGCGUAGUCACAGGCAGCAAUGACAUUAAGGAUGAAGGCGACCGAGGAGCACAUAGCGACAGAGGGGCUCUUUGGUUUGGACCUAGACUUGGCAAACGUUCUUUAAAAUUAUCUAGCGAAGAUGAUAGACAAGCUUUCUUCAGACUAUUGGAAAGUGCGGACACUCUCAAAUACUAUUACGACCAGCUGCCAUACUAUGAAAGACAAGUUGACGAACCGGCCAAAGUGACGAAGAAGGUAAUCUUCACUCCCAAACUGGGAAGGAGUUUGGACGAUUCCACUCAAGAGAAGCGGGUUUACGAAAACUUCGAGUUCACCCCGCGGCUUGGUAGACGAAUCUCUGAGGACAUGCCUGCCACGCCUUCUGAUCAGGAAUAUCCAAUGUACCACCCAGACCCUGAGCAAAUCGAUACGAGGACCAGGUAUUUCUCUCCCAGACUUGGACGCACUCACUUCUCACCACGUCUCGGCAGGGAACUUAGUUAUGAUAUGCCGACGAAUGUCCGAGUGGCGCGAAGCACGAAUAAAACCUUGAACUAAGAACGUAAUAAUCACUCUGUGUACAAUGUUUUGGACGAAAUGUGUUAAUCUUAUGUAUAUUAAAAUACUGAUUAUUUA